CGCGUCCACCCCCCCAAUCCACGACCAACUCUCUCUCGACUCGUCAACUUUCCCCCGUUCGACAAACCACCGCCAACAUGUCUCACGAGUCUGUCUGGAACUCUCGCCCCCGCUCGUACGGCAAGGGCUCGCGCUCUUGCCGUGUCUGCAAGCACUCGGCUGGUCUCAUCCGCAAGUACGACCUCAACCUGUGCCGUCAGUGCUUCCGUGAGAAGGCCAAGGACAUCGGCUUCAACAAGUUCCGCUAAAUGUUCACGACCCUGGACGAGAGAAUGUUACGCAACUAAACGGGGGAUCUUGGCACCGAGAUGGCCUGGUGGAAAACCGCUCAGAGGAGGGUAGAGGAGGAGGCUUCCCCUCGACCCAUGCGGGCACGGAGUUUGCGGUCUCAGCUUUACAUGGAAGUGCGGACGGAAGGGCAUUCUGCCGAACAUUCUCUGAGGAUAGACGAAUACUACGGCAUCUGAAGACAG
Verticillium alfalfae VaMs.102 is the source of this 473-nucleotide messenger RNA. Its product is annotated as 40S ribosomal protein S29. Gene Ontology annotation, biological process: translation. Gene Ontology annotation, molecular function: zinc ion binding; structural constituent of ribosome. NCBI's taxonomy places the organism in Eukaryota, Fungi, Ascomycota, Sordariomycetes, Glomerellales, Plectosphaerellaceae. The transcript is spliced from 3 exons. Gene Ontology annotation, cellular component: cytosolic small ribosomal subunit; ribosome. Bases 78 to 248 code for a protein of 56 amino acids. The record is from RefSeq and is a predicted model, not a curated record.